Molecule: messenger RNA, 785 nt
Organism: Tarenaya hassleriana
Lineage: Eukaryota; Viridiplantae; Streptophyta; Magnoliopsida; Brassicales; Cleomaceae
Product: protein MIZU-KUSSEI 1
Biological process (GO): hydrotropism
Source: RefSeq, a predicted model, not a curated record
AUGACGAAGAUCGACGCCCUCCGUCGAUUCCUUCUCCCCUGCAUCUCACCUUCGGUCAACUCCGCCGCAGCCGCCGGAGCCACCAAGAAACGUCUCAGCACCUCCCUCCGAGACGACAUCGUCGCCGGCGGCGGCGGUGGUGACCAUGACUCCGCCUCCUCCGCCUCCUCCGGCGAAUCCUCCGACGCCGCCGCAGCGCCGCAACGGCCGUCGAAGACGAUGGUGAUCGGAACGAUAUUCGGGAGGAGAAAAGGCCACGUCUGGUUCUGCGUCCAACACGACCGUCUCUCCAAGAAGCCUCUCCUCCUCCUCGAGCUCUCCAUCGCGACGAACCAGCUCGUCCACGAGAUGGGUUCGGGUCUCGUCCGGGUCGCCCUCGAAUGCCCGACCCGACCCGAAUUAUCGUCGUGCCCGCUGAGGUCGGUACCCGUUUGGAAGAUGUACUGCAACGGGAGGAAACUAGGGUUCGCGGUGAGAAGGGGCGCAAACGAAGAGACGAAUAUGAUGCUGAAGAAGUUGCAGUCAACGACGAUCGGGGCGGGUGUGUUGCCAUCUGGGUCCGGGUCAGAACCCGACCCGGAUGAAGUGAUGUACAUGAGGGCGAAUUACGAGCACGUCGUGGGUAACUCUGACUCGGAGUCGUUUCAUCUGAUAAACCCGGAUGUUAACUCGGCACAAGAACUCAGCAUUUUCUUGCUCCGCACGUCAAGUUGAUGCCUCUGGUAACUUAUGAAAGCUUUUCAUAGAUUCCUGUUGGGUUUCUAGUUUCUUGUCCGGGGUAGCGG